Messenger RNA from Arvicanthis niloticus (Nile rat), 1742 nucleotides. RefSeq names its product ankyrin repeat domain 33 (gene Ankrd33). Gene Ontology annotation, molecular function: protein binding. Lineage: Eukaryota; Metazoa; Chordata; Mammalia; Rodentia; Muridae. The record is from RefSeq and is a predicted model, not a curated record.
GCCACCUCUCCAGACCCCCAAUCCCUUCCUAACCCGCUUGACCUGGCUCGCUCUGAGGUGUUUAUGGCAGCUUUCUCCAGGCACGGCCAUCUGUCACCUGCCUUGUUUCCUGGUGACAGACAGUCCAUCAGCUACCCCACAGAAGGGCUAGGUGUGAGGUGCGCUGAGCCACAGACUGACCCCCUGCCGUGAUGGUCUUUUUUUUUUUGGAGUCUCUAGAGCCCCAGGAGGAACUGUUUCUUGGCGUUCUAUCACAGCUGCUUGCUGAAUAAGAAGGGACUCAGGCUGGAUGCAGAGGAGCCACUAUUGCCCCUGAGAGGACUGGACAUGUCUGAGGCACUGCCCUGCCCCAGCAACAAUACCCCAACCCCUGGAUGCAGUUUAAAGACACUGUACUGGGCAUGUGUCCACAAUGACCUUGCUGAGCUCCAAGCCAGGCUGGACGUUGGUGUGUCCCCAGAGGAGGCCUCCCAAGUGGACAGCAACGGGAGGACAGGCCUCAUGGUCGCAUGCUACCGUGGCUUUGGUUCCAUUGUGGCUCUGCUCAGCUGCUGUCCUUUCCUGGAUGUGAACCAACAGGACAAAGAAGGGAACACAGCCCUCAUGCUGGCUGCUCAAGCAGGUCAUAUAUCUCUGGUGUCUCUCCUGCUCAACUAUUUUGCUGGCUUGGACCUGGAACGCAGGGACCAGCGGGGACUAACAGCUCUGAUGAAGGCUGCCAUUCAAGACCGCUCUGAGUGUGUGGUUGCCCUCCUUAUGGCAGGUGCCGACCUGAGCUCUGUGGAUCCUGUCAGGGGCAAGACAGCCUUGGAAUGGGCUUUUCUGACUGACAGCUUUGACACUGUUCGGAGGAUCCGGCAGCUGCUGAGGAGGCCCCAGGCAGAGCAGCUCAGCCUGCACUACCAGCCAGAGUGGCCAGCCUUGGCCCAACUUGUGGCCCAGGCUCAGACUCAGGCUUCCCCAACCCUCCUAGAAAGGCUGCAGGCUACUCUGAGCCUCUCUUUUGCUCAGUCUCCACAGGAAGGGGGUGUCCUGGACCACUUGGUGACUGUCACCACCAGCUUGGCCAGUCCCUUCCUGACCACUGCCUGCCACACACUGUGCCCUGACCACACACCUACGCUGGGCACUCGAGGCAAGUCAGUGCCAGAGCUGUUGGGUACUGCCCCUCCACCUCCCCCAGCACCCCAGCCUCCUCAGGAAGUUCCUGUCCCCCAGGUCUUUUCCCCCUACCAGAGCCCUCAGAGUAUAUUCUUCCAGUGGCUACAGUCCAGGGACAGUACCAGGACCCAAGUCCCUAAGAUCCUUCUCUCUAAAGCACCUUCAACCCCUAGGCAGUAUGAGUUGAGACUCAAGCCUUCAGGGCAGCAAACUCUGGCUCUUCCUGUCUGGAGAUUCAAGGAGAGGAAGAAAAAGAAGAAGGAGGAAGCCACAUAGAACCACAAGGAGGUGGGCUAGGCCAACCUAGAGGCAACUAAGACACAUUCCUGUCUGGGGCCUUUUUCUGCUUCACAAUUCUCUCUGCCAGUGGGAACCUGCUUCCACCAAGUGUCCAGGGUUGUCCAUAGAACUGUCUGCAGGAUAGAAGGAACCAACUUGAUAUCUGCCGGCAGGGGACUGACUGGCUACAGUGGUUAUGGUGGUAAUACUCAUACACUGUAUUCUGUGUAGGACAUCAUAAAGCAAGAGAAAGGGCUGGCAAGAUGUCUCAGUGGUUAAGACCACCGACUGCUCUUCCAGAG